CUCCCGUGUGCGCCUGCUGCAGUCCUCCCGGGGCAGAUCGCACACCACAGCACAUGUUAUAAGCAGAAGGAGCCGCUCUGCUGUAGUUUUCUUGCAUUCCCCUGCGUUAAACUCUAGCGGUGCCUCAGCCAUGCCUCUCCAGGUGGUGUUGCAGGGUGGCGGGCCGUGGGGCUUCAGGCUGGUCGGGGGAAAGGACUUCGAGCAGCCGCUGACUAUUUCACGGGUGACUCCAGGGAGCAAAGCGGCAGAAGCGAACCUCUGUAUCGGGGACCACAUCAUCGCCAUAGACGGAGAAUCCACUGAAGGCAUGACGCACAUCGAAGCCCAAAACAAAAUCAAGGGCUGCGCAGACGAGAUGGCGCUCUCUAUCGACAGGUCAGAGUACAAAAUGUGGUCGCCGCUCUCCUCGGAGGGAGGGAAGGUGAAUCCGUACAAGAUGAAUCUCAUCUCAGAGCCUCAGGAGGUGAAGCACAUAGGCUCCGCCCACAACAGAAGCGCUCUGCCAUUCAGUGGAUUUGGGGCCAAAGUCGUGACAAACCAGUACAAUAAUCCAGCCGGCCUCUACUCCUCUGAAAACAUCAAGGACUUCAACUCUGCUGUGGAUGAAGUCAAAACCAUGGCAAGCGAACCAAACAACAAAUCUUCCACAGACACAUCCAAACCUGGAGCCAAGAAGCAUCCUGUCACCGAAGGGUCCGAAGUUUACAAAAUGCUGCAGGAAAACCAGGAGUCUGACGAACCUCCGCGACAGUCCGCCUCCUUCAAAGUGCUUCAGGAAAUACUAGAGACAGGUGACUCUGACAAGCCCUCGGGAUUCAGGAGUGUCAAAGCCCCCACAAAUAAGAUUGGAGCUUCAGUGGGAAAAGCAGACAAACUGCCCAUGUGCGACAAAUGUGGAUCUGGCAUAGUGGGAAUGGUGGUCAAACUGCGGGACAAGUUUCGUCACCCUGAGUGUUACACCUGCACAGACUGCAACACAAACCUCAAACAAAAGGGACAUUUCUUUGUGGAGGAUCAGAUCUACUGUGAGAAGCACGCACGGGAGCGAGUCACACCCCCAGAAGGCUACGACGUGGUCACAGUCUUCCCAAAAUAAACAAUGCCAAUAUCAAGACAUACUAAACCAACCAAACCUUUAUCCACAAAGGCUUUGUCUCUUGCAUUACGCUUCAGUAUGUUUAAAAAGAAAAACUUGUGGAUUUGCACAUUUUUGAUAAAGAAAAUAAUGAGUUGGACUUUUCUAAAUGCAAUCUGCACAUUGAAAUCUUCCACUGUAUUUUAGUAUUUUGUGCCCUGUACAUCUUAUGUGCAUGUUUCAAAUACUUUGAAACAAGAACCACUCUAUCAAAACUGAUUUUUAAUGUUUUAAAAAAAACAAGAACAUUUAACAAUGCCAAAUAAAUAUUUUAGCAUGUA
Messenger RNA from Boleophthalmus pectinirostris (great blue-spotted mudskipper), 1416 nucleotides. RefSeq names its product PDZ and LIM domain 1 (elfin) (gene pdlim1). The record is from RefSeq and is a predicted model, not a curated record. Gene Ontology annotation, biological process: muscle structure development; heart development; actin cytoskeleton organization. Gene Ontology annotation, molecular function: actin binding; muscle alpha-actinin binding. Lineage: Eukaryota; Metazoa; Chordata; Actinopteri; Gobiiformes; Gobiidae. Gene Ontology annotation, cellular component: stress fiber; adherens junction; filamentous actin. The transcript is spliced from 7 exons. Bases 131 to 1096 code for a protein of 321 amino acids.